Rhodamnia argentea is the source of this 685-nucleotide messenger RNA. RefSeq lists its product as uncharacterized. The transcript is spliced from 2 exons. The record is from RefSeq and is a predicted model, not a curated record. Bases 22 to 621 code for a protein of 199 amino acids. Lineage: Eukaryota; Viridiplantae; Streptophyta; Magnoliopsida; Myrtales; Myrtaceae.
GGCCCUCCUCCAUCUCCUGACAUGCACGGCGGAAAAACACUCGAAGGCAGAAGGAAGCGAGACCCAUCUCUAAUGGCGGAAACAUCGCCACUGAAGCGCCGGAGAGAGGCGGCCCCCGACGAAGAAGAAGAGGAGGGAAAGCGGCAAAAGCCGUACAAGGACGUUCUCUCUCUCCUCGAGGAAGAGGAAGACGUGCCCGGCCAAGACCUGUCGUCCCUCAUCGCGAGCCUCCAGCAAGAGCUCACCUCCGGCUCCGGCCCCGGCCCUUCGGCUGCCUCCGCCGCCAAGGAAGCCGACGCGGAAGCCCCUUCCCCGUCAGCUCCUCCUUUUCCUUCGCCUGUGGGUGGAGGUGGGGGAGCAGACGAGAGGGAGAGGGUGAUGAGGCGCUUGCUCGAGGCCUCCGACGACGAGCUCGGGCUGCCCAGCAGAGAGAGCAGCGAAGUUGGAGACGGCGUUGGCGUCGAAGAAGGCGACGAUGGUCCGUGCGGUGGCGGUGGUGACGGCCAAGGUUGGAUCGAUCUGUGCGAGGGGCUGGUGUGGGAGCUCAAGGACGAGGCUGCUGAUCAUUACGCUCUCCUGGAGCCCGGCCUUGGUUCCCCAUUAGAGUGGUGGGUGAAUUAGUGGUUGAUGUAGACAUUAACGCAAGUGUAGGGGUUCCAAAGAGGAAACGAACAAGUGUAUGGGA